GGGAACGUGGCCUGCAUCCCGGCGGAGUGGACGGCGGGGCGCAUCCCCGCCACGGCUCGUGCUGUGCUCAGCCUGCACGUGGGCGGCCACUCGCGAGGUCGCCGCGGUGGAGGGGAGGGUGUUCCCCGAGUCUCUUCCGGCCCCCACGUGGUGGGGGAGGAUGGAAGCUUGAGAGAACCAGGAGCUGAGUUGGGGGAGUUUCCAGGACUUGUGCGUCCUGUCCGGGCUGAGGUGGAGCAGUUCCCUCCCUGGACUGGUGACAUCCCAGCCUCAGUUUCUUCGUUCUGAAGCCGCUCGUGGUGGCAUAUGACUUCUAAACCCAACAUGAGUGACAUUUCCUGCACAAAACGGGAUGACUACCUGGAGUGGCCUGAGUAUUUCAUGGCGGUGGCCUUCUUGUCGGCACAAAGGAGCAAGGAUCCAAAUUCCCAGGUUGGAGCCUGCAUUGUGAAUACAGAAAACAAGAUUGUUGGGAUCGGGUACAACGGAAUGCCUAACGGGUGCAGCGAUGACCUGUUGCCAUGGAGGAGAACAGCAGAAAAUAAGCUAGAUACUAAAUAUCCUUACGUGUGCCAUGCCGAGCUCAACGCCAUCAUGAACAAGAAUUCGGCUGACGUCAAGGGCUGCAGUAUGUAUGUCGCCCUGUUCCCGUGUAACGAGUGCGCUAAGCUCAUCAUCCAGGCAGGUAUAAAAGAAGUUAUUUUCAUGUCGGAUAAAUACCACGACAGUGAAGAGACAACGGCCGCCAGGCUCAUGUUUAAAUUGGCUGGGGUUACGUUCAGAAAAUUCACACCGAAGUACAGCAAGAUUGUCAUUGACUUUGAUUCAAUUAAUAGCCGACCGAGUCAGAAGCCUCAGUGAGCUCAUUAAAUCUCCAGAAGAAGAGGACCCCACCCCACUCCCACCCCA
This is a messenger RNA of Acomys russatus (golden spiny mouse), 909 nucleotides long. RefSeq names its product dCMP deaminase (gene Dctd). Gene Ontology annotation, cellular component: cytoplasm. Gene Ontology annotation, molecular function: zinc ion binding; dCMP deaminase activity. The coding region runs from base 307 to 861 and encodes 184 amino acids. Lineage: Eukaryota; Metazoa; Chordata; Mammalia; Rodentia; Muridae. Gene Ontology annotation, biological process: dUMP biosynthetic process; dTMP biosynthetic process. The record is from RefSeq and is a predicted model, not a curated record. The transcript is spliced from 6 exons.